This is a messenger RNA of Tribolium madens (black flour beetle), 1958 nucleotides long. RefSeq names its product protein tincar-like. Lineage: Eukaryota; Metazoa; Arthropoda; Insecta; Coleoptera; Tenebrionidae. The transcript has 4 exons. The record is from RefSeq and is a predicted model, not a curated record. Bases 193 to 1596 code for a protein of 467 amino acids.
GCCUGAAUAGACGGCUUGGCGCGGUUAUGUGUAUGGAAGCGUCGGCAUCUUUGACAAGAAGGUCGAGUGAGCACAAGUGUCCUUGUGAUGGUUUAAUUGCGAUGUGAACAGCGAAAAACCAGUUGCGCUGCGAAAAUGACGUCUUUGGGGCGCUCCAGCACUCCCCCCACCACUGCCACGAAGUGACUCGUCAUGUCUUCGUCCUCUCGCAGCACCCCCAACAUUUACGAGAACAACAAUGACAUAAAAGCGAAAAUGGCAGAAGCGCCACAACCGCACCCCAAGCCCUCCAGACCCAAGCCCGGGUGUUGCACUUGCCUCCAUUUGAACAACUUGUGGUCGCUGUGGUAUGGCGUCUUCGGGACGGCCUUGCAGGCCUACACCGCCGUCAAAUGCGUCAAGAGGAUUCUGGGGUACUCGCUGUUGGCGUGGCCCGAGAACCUGCCAGUGCCGUACUUGGAGCUGAAUUGCAGUUUGGGCCUGACGGGGGCCGCGAUUUUGCUGCUUCCGCUGUUUCUGGUUGCGACCCUGUUCAAAAUUGGGAAUUUGGCCAAUGAUGGGUUCAAGUUGGGGCGGCAGUUGAGCACGUGCAGCAAGGAGCCGGCCAAUGAGAUUCUGACGAAUAAUGGGAGUUGUCGAUUGUUUAGACAUGGGGGCCCCACGGCGCCUUUUGUGCAUCUGGUCAUUGCGUUUUGUCUGCUGGUGCCGAAGCUUCUGAUGGAGGCGAGGCUCAUUGAGGCCGGAUUCUUGUCGCAAGUUCUAGCUUUGGAUUUUAAGAGCUUCAAAUCUUCAAAUCUAGAUAUCACCACCGGCCAAACCCCCCGUUGCCUCCGUCGCGCCGAUUCCGGCAUGCCCCACGACGAGCUCACCCCCCGUUCCGACACCCUCAGCACCGAAAGCUCAACCUCCCCUCCCGAACCCCCCGGUAGCAAUCACAGCGAGACCUCCAGUGGCGUCCAUUCCAACGACAGCGACCACAAAACCACUCGUCGCGCAACAAGCGUCGUUGAUCUUGUCCAAAAUCGGGAGGAAAUCCAAUGGAAAUCCUCCUCCCUCCAACGCAACACCCCCAAUCCCACCAGCACAAGUCCUCCCCCCAGUCAAAGAAUAAUCCUUGAAAACCCGGCAGAGAGCACCGUGGUGAUUAGGAGGAAGGUCACACGCCCCAUCCCUGCAGAUGUCGUCCAGGGGGUUGGAGUGAAGGAGGAGCCGUUUGGGAGGGCGACGAACAUGCGCAUGACCUCCUUCAUGGAGAAGACCGAUUUGGGGAGUGUGCAAGCGUCGUCUGCGACGUUGCCGCAUUUCCCAACACAGCCGAUGCAGAGCGUUUUUGCACAUUGCUCCACGAUGCCGCUACCCCAACAUGGGGGGAUCCCCAACGGGCAGAAUCUAGUCGCCGGUAACAGUUGCAAUGUUUACCCCCGCCAACAUACAACCCUCCCGACUCACCAUAAUGGAGUCAAGCUGUUCCACCCCCAAAACCCCUACAUCACGAGGUUUAAAUGCAAGCAAGCCGAACCAAUCAAAACGAACAUUCAUGAACCGAUUUACACAGGAGUGAACAAAUCAGGAGAUAUGUAUCAUUAUAAUUCUUAAAAAUCGAGGACCACGUGUAUUUACUUCCCAUUUAUCACUUGUUCAUAUCGUACCACUCUUAUCAUCACAAUAAAACACAAUAAUUUUAGGUUUAGGUUUUAUAUGGACAAGUAUACACUUGGUAGCUAGGAUUAAAUUUUGUAUAUAUACAGUGUAGUUAAAAUAAUUUUAUAUUGAUUAGUAGAGUCGUUUUUUUAAUUAAUGUGGUCAGGUCAGGUUCUAGUCAUUAGUUAUAUUUACGAGACGGAGAAAUAUUUUAUUUAUCAGCUUUUUAUGGUAAACUUGUUUGUGAAACCCUCAAAUAGACCCAUUGUGUAACAGUAACUUAUAUCAAAAUGUCGAAUCAAUAAACGCAUUACACA